This is a messenger RNA of Verticillium alfalfae VaMs.102, 696 nucleotides long. RefSeq names its product pectate lyase D. Gene Ontology annotation, molecular function: pectate lyase activity. Gene Ontology annotation, biological process: pectin catabolic process. The transcript has 3 exons. Gene Ontology annotation, cellular component: extracellular region. Lineage: Eukaryota; Fungi; Ascomycota; Sordariomycetes; Glomerellales; Plectosphaerellaceae. The record is from RefSeq and is a predicted model, not a curated record. Bases 1 to 696 code for a protein of 231 amino acids.
AUGUACCCCUCCAAGAUUAUUUCACUGCUCGCUGCCGUUCCGGCUACCAUGGCCUGCCUUGGCUACGAAGGUGGAAUCCCGAAGGCUACCGACACCAAGUCACUUGAUGCCCCCCAGUACAUCAAGGCCGGUGAGGUCUUCGAUGCCGAGUGGGUCCGCUAUGACCGUGGUCAGCCUUGCGAUGGUCAGAGCGAAGGUGGCGAGAAGGACACGGUCUUCGUACUUGAGGACGGCGCCACCCUGAAGAACGUCAUCAUUGGUGCCGACCAGAAGGAAGGUGUCUACUGCAAGGGCUCCUGCAACCUCGAAUUUGUCUGGUUCGAGAACGUUUGCGAAGACGCUAUCUCGAUCAAGGGUGAUGGUCUAGCUACAAUCGUCGGAGGCGGAGCCUACGGAGCUGCUGAUAAGAUCAUCCAGCACAACGGCUGCGGAACAGUGCACGUUACCAACUUCUACGCCGAGGACUAUGGCAAAGUGUACCGUUCUUGCGGCAACUGCAAGGGCAACUGUGCCCGCACCGUUCACAUGGAGGGUGUCACGGCCGUCAACGGCGGCGAGCUUAUGGGCAUCAACCCCAACCUGGGCGACAAGGCUACCUACUCGAACAACUGCUUCCCCAAGACCGAGUGCCAGGCCUACGAGGGUUGCGACAAGGCGAACGGCGACUGCGAGCCUAGCAAGGCAGGCAAGUGCUGA